AUCAAAUCGACGUAAACAAGAAGAAAGAGCACGAGGUUCCUCAACAGGAAAAGAACCUGGUCCAAUUUUUGAUGCGAGAGCAGUAUACACUUGACUUCAGUGAAAGUAUUGCUUCUGAGAUCAUUCAGAAAUAUGAGCCUAUUGAAGAAGUUAAACAAGCACACCAGAUGUCAUUUGAAGGUUUUAGAAGAUACAUGGAUUCAUCUGAAUGUCUGAUAUUUAAUAAUGAGUAUGGUCAUGUUUACCAAGAUAUGACUCAUCCAUUGACUGAUUAUUUUAUUUCAAGUUCACAUAAUACAUACUUGAUAUCUGACCAGUUGUGGGGACCAAGUGACCUUUGGGGAUAUGUAAGUGCCCUUGUGAAAGGAUGCCGCUGUCUGGAAAUUGACUGCUGGGAUGGAUCACAAAAUGAACCUGUUGUAUACCAUGGCUAUACAUUCACCAGCAAGCUUCUGUUUAAAACUGUUAUCCAAGCGAUACACAAAUACGCAUUCCUAGCAUCUGAGUACCCAGUGGUGCUGUCUUUAGAAAAUCACUGCUCCCCUUCCCAACAAGAAGUGAUGGCCGACAGUUUGCUCGCUACUUUUGGGGAUGCCUUGCUGUCAUAUACGCUUGAUAAUUUUUCAGACAGACUACCUUCACCAGAGGCAUUAAAAUUCAAAAUAUUAGUUAGAAACAAGAAAAUAGGAACCUUACGUGAAACCCUUGAAAGGAGAGGUUCUGAUAUGCAUGGGCAGGUAGAGGAAUAUGAAGAAGAGGAGGAGGAAGAACAGUCGAAACGGGUGGUCAGAAUCCCACUCUUCAGGAAAAAGAAGGUGAGGCAACGUUUUAUAAAAAUAUCUAUGGCCCUAUCUGAUCUUGUUAUUUAUACUAAAGUUGAGAAGUUCAAAAGUUUUCAUCAUUCAAAUCUAUAUCAACAAUUUAAUGAAAGCAACUCUAUUGGGGAAUCCCAAGCUCGAAAACUUACAAAGUUGGCAGCCAGGGAAUUUAUUCUUCACACCAGGAAGUUCAUUACCAGAGUAUAUCCCAAAGCAAUAAGAGCUGACUCUUCUAAUUUUAAUCCUCAAGAAUUUUGGAAUGUAGGUUGUCAAAUGGUGGCCUUAAAUUUCCAGACCCCUGGUCUCCCUAUGGAUCUUCAAAAUGGGAAAUUUUUGGAUAAUGGUUGUUCUGGAUAUAUUUUAAAACCACGCUUUCUAAGAGAUAAAAAAACAAAGUUUAAUCCACAUAAAGUACCAAUAGACGGUAAUCCACUCACACUUACAAUAAGGCUUAUCAGUGGUAUCCAGUUGCCUCCCAGUUAUCAAAACAAAGCUGAUACCCUAGUGAUUGUAGAAAUAUUUGGGGUUCCAAAUGAUCAAAUGAAGCAGCAGAGUCGUGUAAUUAAAAAAAAUGCUUUUAAUCCAAGAUGGAAUGAAACAUUCACAUUUGUUAUUCAGGUGCCAGAAUUAGCAUUGAUUCGUUUUGUUGCUGAAAAUCAAGGUUUCAUAGCUGGAAAUGAAUUUCUUGGACAAUAUACUUUACCAGUUCUAUGCAUGAACAGAGGUUACCGUCGUGUUCCUCUGUUUUCCAAACUGGGUGAGAGUCUUGAGCCCGCUUCCCUUUUUAUUUAUGUUUGGUACAUCAGAUAG
Dama dama (fallow deer) is the source of this 1628-nucleotide messenger RNA. RefSeq names its product phospholipase C zeta 1 (gene PLCZ1). The record is from RefSeq and is a predicted model, not a curated record. The coding region runs from base 72 to 1628 and encodes 518 amino acids. The transcript is spliced from 13 exons. Gene Ontology annotation, biological process: intracellular signal transduction; positive regulation of cytosolic calcium ion concentration involved in egg activation; lipid metabolic process. Lineage: Eukaryota; Metazoa; Chordata; Mammalia; Artiodactyla; Cervidae. Gene Ontology annotation, molecular function: phosphatidylinositol-4,5-bisphosphate phospholipase C activity. Gene Ontology annotation, cellular component: nucleus.